CCUGUGCCGUGGCUCCACUCUUGUAGAAAAGUAGUCUAGGAUGUGAUGAAGCCGCGCGUCUGAUGUGUCCACGGUCCUCGUCACCAACUUCUCCGAGACCGUUUAACCGACAAUGACGGACAUCCGACGCACACGACGAUAAGAGUCGCAGGACGAACCAAGCACUUACCACGGAACCGUCGGUGUUUGCGUGGCAGCUGCCUGAACCCGGAGACUCGGGUCUGAACAGCUCUCCAGAAAAUGAUUUACUCAACAGCCAAGUGGGAAUUUCAUUGGUGUCGGUGAAGCCAAAGGCUUUUUGCUCAUAUACGUUCUCCAUCAGUGAGCAGCAGCAGGCACCAUGACCUUUUUAAUGAAAAAGAAAAGAUUUAAGUUUCAAGUUCACUUUACACUGGAGGAACUGACUGCGGUGCCUUUUGUCAACGGAGUUCUGUUCUGCAAGAUCCGGCUGGUGGAUGGAGGGGAUUUUGCCAUCCUGUCAUCCAGACAAGAGGUGCAGCAGAAUUGUGUGCGAUGGAGGAAGAAGUUCUCCUUCAUUUGUAAAAUGAGUGCCAAUCCUGUUACUGGGGUUUUAGACCCGUGUGUCUGCAGGGUGUCAGUUCGUAAGGAGCUCAAAGGAGGAAAAACGUUUUCAAAGCUCGGCUUCGCUGAUCUCAACCUGGCUGAGUUUGCAGGCUCCGGAUCGACGGUUCGCUGCUGCAUCCUCGAGGGCUACGACACCAAAAACACUCGUCAGGACAACUCCAUCCUGAAGGUCAUUAUUGGAAUGACCCUUCUGUCAGGCGACCCCUGCUUCAAACUCCCUCCGAGUACAGCCAAGUCCAUUUCGAUUGGUGAUGAGGACCCAACGCUGCAACUGGAUCGUAAAGGGGACAGUAAUGAGGACAGAGUGCAGCCGCUAGGUGGCGUCAUAGAGGCAGCUCGAGCCUCCAAACCCAGACAGUCCUCAGUAAAAAGCUUAGGUCUGCCAGAAGAGGGCGAUGGCCCCGACGAUGUCUUUCACAGUGGUCACUUUCGAAGUUCCAGCUAUGCCAGCCAGCACAGCAAGAUCUCAGGUUAUAGCACCGGUCACUCCCGCUCGUCCAGUUUGACAGACCUAAAUCACCAUGGAAACGCCUCUUCAAAUAGUAGCAGCAGCACCUCCUGUGCCUCUCCGCACUCUAUCCAGCCUACACCCACCACACCCACUCAGCUGCAGCGAAAGAACACUCCCACCAAACCGGAGCGCCCCCCUCCCCCGUCGGCAGCUGCCCUCUCCAAGAGGUCCUCCAGCAGGAGGAAGAAGGAGUCGGUGCAGCGGCAGCACAGCUGUGUGGACGACACACGCAUCGAUGCCGACGACAUCGUGGAAAUGAUCGUCCAGAGCCAGAACUUUUCCGACAGCAGCAACAAUGAAGACAGCAACUUGCAAUUGUUUGUGAGUAAAGACGGGACGACGGCCCUAAGUGGAACGCAGCUAACCCACAGGGUUUCGCCUGGAAUUUUCGAAGCAGUGAUCAUUGAGACGCACUGACAAGGAUUGUCCACCAGGUUGAGGUCCCGCCUGUGCUCCUGGCCAAGACUACUCGGAUGACGUAGUUGCAUCGUCUGUGGUGCGCAGCGGUUACUUUAAUUUACUUUAUGUUUGAGAGAUGAUUCUGAACCAAUACAGGAACAUUUAAGACUAUUUUAAUAUUAUUAAUAUACGUCAUUUAUCAAGGACAAAUACCUAAGAAGCUUUGAUUGUGAAUGUUAAAAAAACAGCACUUUGAAAGGAUUGUCACUCAUGCUUUAAAAUUACCACUUAAACUCUUUAAUGAUUCACAAACUCAGUAGCAUCUUUCCCCUUUGUUUCAAGAGAAAUGAACUGAAAUCCUUCCUUAAUCACAUUGUGAUAUCUCAGCAUUUUUGCCUUUGUUUUAAUUACAACUUAUAUAUAUAUAUAUAUAAUGAGUAUAACCCGAUUUUUCUGACAAUUUAAAGCAUGAGUGACUUACUUCUCUUCGCAUUCUUUUUUUAUUAAGCCUUUUGUGUUGUAGUUCAGUCUCCUUAAUCAAUUUGAGGCUACUCAACCCCCAAAUUUAGUUUAGUGUGGUGCAAAGUAUGCAACACUUUCAUGAGAGCAGAUGAAACAAAUUCUGUUAUUCAAAGAGCAAAUAUAGUGUUUGUUUGUGAACGUCAAGAUAAAGCAGAUAUUUUGGUUCCCAAAUGUGAUAAGACAGUUUACAGGAUUUAAUCCUGCUCUGAACGAAUCUAUUCUGGGUUUUUUUUUGGAUGUUAUUGUUUACUCCCAGCCUCUGUCCAGAAAGACAUAGCCAGGAUACAGCACCCUCUAGCGACCAGAGAAGCAACAUGGGCCGGUUGAGUUCUCCCAGCCGUUUGCAUUGUAAAGGCCAUAAUAGUGUGGAUUUAACCUACCUUUGCAGAUGUUUUCAUUAAAUGUCUGGAAGUAGAGUGGAUGUAGACUUCAGAGUGUCAAUGUCCAGAUCAUUUAACAUCAGAUAUUGCUUGUAGAGACAGGUGAUCUGGUAAUACCGUAAUUGUUUCAGACGACGAACUCUGGUCGAGUCAGAAACUGUCGAUUGCAGUCUAAAAAAACACAUUAAAUGAACUAUCUUAAUCAUGUAAUAGCCAGCAGUCAGUUGUCGCCUGUAUUUUGGGGAAAAAAAAAUCUAAAAAAAAAAAUCUAUUGAAGUGCAAAAUAUGUGAUCAUGCUCUCCACUCCACCACACUGUCCUGACAGGAAUCAGGCCCCAGGCAGGGAGGCUACAUCUCCACUUAGACACAGUUGCAUUUUGGGAUUCUUCAAUGAGAGCUGGGAGAACACAGUGUGACCUCUUCAACAAAGCAGCCUCAAACUGAUUGUGCUUCUGAACAAGACGCAAGUGUUCAUUCAAGCUACUGAUGAUGUACAGGCUGCAUUGUAGUACAACACUGAUGCAGCAAAGGCUCUGCUGUGAAAACCAGCAGAGUGAAUACUAAAAUUGAAUGGAAGCAGGACUGAUGGAUCAGAUAUUGUUGUUGCUCUGCAGAGAAUAGAAGCUCCGUACUAUAAAUGGACUCCAAACAGGAAAAAAGUGCUUUAUUGUUGUAUUAAUCUCCACUUGUGUUUGUGUAACCAUUUUGCACAUUGUACUGUCGGGGUAGAUGACCACUAACUGGGACCCUGGUGAUGAGUGAUUUUUAUUUAGUUGUUGUCAAACAAAUCCAGUUCUCAUGUGGCUGGCCCAGAUGAUCCAUUGUGAAUGCGCUCACCAAUAUGUGGCUUUCAUUUCCUUUCACUGAACUGGGCACACUUUAUAAUACACUUCUGCAACUGCAGUUCAUCCUUGAUCAUUUUUACUUCUUUCAAAAACCACAUCAGAAUAAAUACAUUAAAAUGAGGUACAAUUACAGUCAUUAAAUCAUGCUUUAUUCCUCAUCAUCUUUUUUUAUCUAGAAGAUACUGCUGCAUAUUGCUUGCUCUUUUGUGACCUCACCAAUAGACUUAUCAUGUUAAAGAGCUUCCUCUGACAGUGCAACUGUUUGGCGGCCUCAGUGAGGUCAGUUGUGCAGCUGCAGCGGAACAAAGCUGCUGUUGUAUCAUUCGUAUAAAAGAUCUGCAUUCCACUGGACUCCAAUGUCAGCGUGUGUACAUACUGUGAUGUUUGUGAUGAUGGUCGGUGUCACUGUGUGUCCAUUUCGCCACACACCUGUACUUAUUUGUGGGGUCACUUUCUGCUCAUGGCCGUAAUAGUUUGAAGUUUUUCUCUGCUGAUGGGACUCUCAGGAAGGGGCAGCUGGCUGCGCUGAUGUAUGACACCUGGCUGCUGGGAAGUCAGGGAGUCCACCAUUCACGUUAUGAAUUCAGUUCAAAUGAAACGUGUUUUUUAUUUUAAACUGCUCUGACCCAAUGCAACAGGUCUGUGCGAUGUUUGUGGCCUGUAUUGUCUGACCAGCUGGCUGGUCAGGUAAUCUUUUUUUAGAAGUUAUUGUUGAUAUGAAAACAGCAAUAAAGGGAGCACUAAGAGAUAUGUUUGAUCACUUAUUUUUUACUGAUGGUGAGGGUCUUUGUUGUAACUUUCUUUCUGAAGGAUAUAUUUUGUGCUUUCUAUAAACAUGUGUGACACAUUCAUGUACUGUGAUUUCACAAGAAUAAAUUA
Synchiropus splendidus (mandarinfish) is the source of this 4121-nucleotide messenger RNA. Its product is annotated as protein FAM102A-like. The transcript is spliced from 12 exons. Lineage: Eukaryota; Metazoa; Chordata; Actinopteri; Syngnathiformes; Callionymidae. The record is from RefSeq and is a predicted model, not a curated record. Bases 341 to 1513 code for a protein of 390 amino acids.